CUCGUACUACUUUCCUUCACUCUGGUCACUGGUCACCACAGUGCCACCGCCCAGUGUUUGUGACAGUGUGUUUUUUCUGAUUUUGUUCGGUUCUCAGUUAAACUUUCUCUCUUGAAAACACUGUACGAGGCUAAGUAAUUAUCAUCACAUGUCAAGAUCUCGACUCUUUGUGGCUGUGGGCUCGUUAUGAGGGGAGCUGUGAGAUCUGGAACGAAAGACUGAAUGCUCGUUGUAGUUCAGUGACUGUUGGUCUGGAUAUUUAUCGUGCUGGUGGUAGUUUACCAAGCACUGUUUGACAAUGACGAUGGCUGCCACAAAUCAGGACUUGCGAUCGUUCCAGCACUGUAGGAAGGAUAUAGAUCUGGUGUGUUUCCGUCUGCCGACCCAGUGUCCCCUGUGUGGUCAGUCUACCGCCACUACAGAGAGCAGAAUCCCCCCAUACGUGUUGCCAUCACCUUUCGUUAGCUCCCAUACGACCCCGAGAACCAUCGUCUUGAAACCCACGGAGGGAGACUUCAUCAGAAACUACGAGAGAACUUGCGACCUUCACAUUGGCGUCACUGACAGCAAAGGACUUGUGUACGACUUUGACGAGCGGGGUUUGAACCAGGGCUCUGUAUGGCCUCACUGUCUCGUGGUUUGGACCCAUGACCAGCCCGCUGAGUGGGACCAAGCCCUCAGCUAUAUCUGUGGACAGCCCGCAUGGAGUGCGAGGAGAUACGACGAACACGGACAAAACUGCUUCACCUUCGUCCUCCACUUCCUGAGCCUCCUGCCAACCUCCCAGCGUGCCGGCGUGGGUCACAUGACCAAAGAAGAAUUCUGCGACAGUUUCUUGGUGAGCCGGACCAAGAAGGCGGAGCAAUACAUACAUCUGUACCGUCAGGCUUUGGAGGCCGGCUGCGUCGUGGUGCCCAAAUCUAUGCACAGAUGAUGGGACACACAGACAAUACGGACACACAGAUAGACGAACAAUACGUGCAUAAUCUGCACCGACAGGCAUUGGUGGAUGCUGGCUGCGACGUGGUACUCAAGUCUACAAGCAGAUGACUGGACACUCAGACAAUACUAACAUGAUACAAACAAACAAUAACAUCUGAACGGACAAACAGUGGAGGCCGGCUGCGUCAUAGUGCCCAAGUCUGCGCACAGAUGAUUGGACACACAGACAAUACGGACACACAGACAAACAAACAAUACACACAUGAUCUGUACUGACAGGCAUUGGAGGCUGGCUGCAUAGUGGUACUAUAGUCUACAAACAUAUGACUGGACGCUCAGACACUACUACCAUACAAACAAACAAUAACAUCUGUACGGACAAACAGUGGAGGCCAGCUGCAUAGUGGUGCCCAAGUCUACAAACAGAUGACUGGAAACUCAGACGGAUAAGAUACAUAGACCGAUCUGAGACAGA
This is a messenger RNA of Aplysia californica (California sea hare), 1417 nucleotides long. Its product is annotated as MKRN2 opposite strand protein. The record is from RefSeq and is a predicted model, not a curated record. The transcript has 5 exons. NCBI's taxonomy places the organism in Eukaryota, Metazoa, Mollusca, Gastropoda, Aplysiida, Aplysiidae. Bases 299 to 934 code for a protein of 211 amino acids.